Molecule: messenger RNA, 1650 nt
Organism: Ochotona princeps (American pika)
Lineage: Eukaryota; Metazoa; Chordata; Mammalia; Lagomorpha; Ochotonidae
Gene: TRIM63
Product: tripartite motif containing 63
Exons: 9
Coding region: 26-1090 (354 amino acids)
Molecular function (GO): zinc ion binding
Source: RefSeq, a predicted model, not a curated record
GAGCCAGACCAUCCCCCACAAAGAUAUGGAUUACAAGCCGGGCCUGAUCCCAGACGGGAACCCAAUGGAGAACCUGGAGAAGCAGCUCAUCUGCCCCAUCUGCCUGGAGGUGUUCACCAAGCCAGUCGUCAUCCUGCCGUGCCAGCAUAACCUCUGCCGCAAGUGUGCCAAUGACAUCUUCCAGGCCGCCAAUCCCUAUUGGACCAACCGGGGCGGCUCGGUGUCCAUGUCCGGAGGCCGUUUCCGCUGCCCUUCCUGUCGCCACGAGGUGAUCAUGGACCGCCACGGCGUGUACGGGCUGCAGCGGAACCUGCUGGUGGAGAACAUCAUUGACAUCUACAAGCAGGAGUGCUCCAGCCGGCCCCUGCAGAAGGACAGCCAUCCCAUGUGCAAAGAGCACGAAGAUGAGAAAAUCAACAUCUACUGCCUCACGUGUGAGAUGCCCACGUGCUCCAUGUGCAAGGUGUUCGGGGCCCACCAGGCCUGCGAGGUGGCCCCGCUGCAGAGUGUCUUCCAGGGCCAGAAGACAGAGCUGAGUAACUGCAUCUCCAUGCUGGUGGCAGGGAAUGACCGCAUGCAGACCAUCAUCACGCAGCUGGAGGACUCCUGUCGAGUAACCAAGGAGAACAGCCACCAGGUGAAGGAGGAGCUGAGCCGCAAGUUCGAUGAGCUCUACGCCAUCCUGGAUGAGAAGAAGAGCGAGCUGCUGCAGCGCAUCACGCAGGAGCAGGAGGGCAAACUCAGCUUCCUCGAGGCCCUCAUCCAGCAGUACCGGGAGCAGCUUGACAAAUCCACUAAGCUGGUGGAGACGGCCAUCCAGUCCCUGGAUGAGCCUGGCGGCGCCACUUUUCUCCUGAGUGCCAAGCAGCUCAUCAAAAGCAUUGUGGAAGCUUCCAAGGGCUGCCAGCUGGGCAAGACAGAGCAGGGCUUUGAAAACAUGGACUAUUUCACAUUGGACUUGGAGCACAUAGCAGACACCCUGAGGGCCAUCGACUUUGGCACAGAUGAUGAUGAGGAGGAGUUCCUGGACGAAGAAGAUGAUCAGGAAGAGGAAGCGACUUCAACAGGGAAGGAAGAAGGACAUCAAUAAGGAGCUGGAGGAGAAGGCCGACCCUCUAGAUGCUGAGACUCGGGUGGGUGGGGCAGGGCCGGCUGCCUUCAAGACAGGACUGGGGUGGGAGGGGCGACGAGCAGGUCUUCUCUCUGCUGGGAAAGCAGGGCCUCGGUAGCAUCCCGCCACUGUGUCCGGCAGCUGUUGAACCCCGACUGGAACCAUGCUGACACCACCACACAGGCCACUUUUCUAUGUCAGUGCAAAAUGGAAUAUUUUGUACAUUUUUCAAAUGUGACUUUUUUUUGUAUAUACUUGUAUAUGUAUGCCAAUUUGGUGCUUUUGUAUGGAAACUUUUGUACGAUAAUGCCUGGUCAUUGUGUGACUGGCCAUGUCAGAGAGCGGGGAGGGAAGCCAGGUUGAUAGAGCUGCCCACUUCCUCUCCCUGGCGGGAGGACUGGGAAGCACCUGCAAGCCUAGAUGGAAACGUGUACCCUAGGUCAGGGCCAUCCCCAGCCCCGGGGAGACCCCUGGCUCUGUGCUAUCUGUUGUUUCAAUAAAUGCACAAUGCUCUCUUCCUGUUACCACAGAAGAAUUAA